AUGUUCCUUUACUCGCUGACGAUUCAGCCGCCAACCAAUGUCGUCCAAGCAGUUCUGGGGCAGUUUGCUGGCACAAAGGAGCAGCUCAUCAUCACGGGCUCUGGGUCGCAGCUGACUCUUCUGCGUCCUGAUCCAGCUCAGGGCAAGGUAAUCGCCCUGCUUUCUCAUGAUAUAUUUGGGAUUCUGCGCUCAAUCGCUGUUUUUCGUCUCGCGGGAAGCAAUAAAGAUUAUAUCAUUCUCGCAACUGACUCGGGGCGCAUCACAAUCCUGGAGUAUCUUCCCGGACCGAACCGUUUCAACCGUCUGCAUAUGGAAACUUUUGGCAAAUCGGGUAUUCGCAGAGUCGUGCCGGGCGAAUACCUUGCAUGCGAUCCCAAGGGAAGAGCUUGCUUGAUAUCUGCUGUCGAGAAGAAUAAGCUCGUUUAUGUUCUCAACCGCAACUCGCAAGCAGAGCUCACAAUCUCCUCUCCCCUGGAGGCACAUAAACCUGGUGUGCUGGUCAUUGCCAUGGUUGCCCUUGACGUCGGCUACGCGAACCCUGUCUUUGCCGCCUUGGAGAUUGAGUACACUGAGGUCGACCAAGAUAUCACGGGAGAAGCUUUGUCCGAGGUUGAAACUCAACUCGUAUACUACGAGCUGGACCUGGGACUGAACCACGUCGUGCGAAAAUGGUCCGACCCUGUUGACCCCACUGCUUCUCUUCUCUUCCAGGUACCGGGAGGCAACGACGGUCCUAGUGGUGUUCUGGUCUGUGGCGAGGAAAAUAUCACGUACCGCCACUCAAACCAAGAUGCUCUACGUGUGCCUAUCCCUCGCCGGCGAGGUGCCACCGAAGACCCUUCCCGAAAACGCAAUAUUGUGGCUGGCGUUAUGCAUAAACUGAAGGGAAGUGCCGGCGCUUUCUUCUUCUUAUUACAGUCUGACGAUGGCGAUCUAUUCAAGAUAACCAUCGAUAUGGUUGAGGAUGAAGAGGGAGCUCCAACUGGCGAAGUGCAGCGGAUGAAGAUCAAGUAUUUUGACACAGUGCCAGUUGCCACGAGCCUCUGCAUUUUGAAGAGCGGCUUUCUCUACGUUGCGAGCCAAUUCGGCAACUACGCCUUUUACCAAUUCGAGAAGCUCGGUGAUGACGACGACGAAGUUGAAUUCUCGAGUGAAGACUUCCCGGUCGAUCCUCUGGCUGCCUAUGAACCUGUUUACUUCUACCCCAGGUUAGCAGAGAAUCUGGCUCUUGUGGACAGUAUUCCUGCCAUGAACCCGCUACUAGAUUGCAAGGUAGCCAACCUGACAGGCGAGGAUGCUCCCCAAAUUUUCACCAUUUGUGGUAACGGCGCGCGGAGCACAUUCAGAACCCUCAAGCAUGGCUUGGAGGUAAAUGAGAUUGUCGCAUCCGAGCUUCCUGGCGUUCCUUCGGCAGUUUGGACUCUGAAACUGAACAGCGACGAGCAGUACGACGCGUAUAUUGUCCUGUCAUUUACAAACGGCACCUUGGUGCUUAGCAUCGGUGAGACCGUUGAGGAAGUGAGCGAUUCGGGAUUCCUCACCAGCGUUCCCACCAUUGCAGCACAACUUCUCGGAACGGAUGGACUUAUUCAAGUGCAUCCCAGGGGAAUCAGACAUAUUCGCAAUGGAAAUGUCAAUGAGUGGUCAGCCCCUCAACAUAGAUCCAUUGUUGCAGCAUCAACCAAUUCACACCAAGUAGCCAUUGCGCUUAGCUCUGGUGAAAUCGUCUACUUCGAAAUGGACUCGGACGGAUCUCUCGCUGAAUACGAUGAGAAGAAGGAAAUGUUUGGUACCGUCACUGCCCUCAGCCUGGGCGAGGUACCUGAAGGUCGUGUUCGCAGCUCCUUCCUCGCUGUCGGUUGCGACGAUUCUACCGUUCGUAUUCUGAGUCUCGACCCGGAGUCGACCCUCGAGAACAAAUCAGUCCAAGCGUUGACCGCGGCACCGACAUCUCUGGCCAUCAUUCCUAUGGACGAUUCGUCAUCGGGCGGAUCAACACUCUACCUGCAUAUUGGUCUCCAUUCUGGCGUCUAUCUCCGCACUGUUCUAGACGAGAUUACGGGAGAACUGACCGAUACGCGGCAAAAAUUCCUGGGACCUAAACCCGUCCGGCUAUUCCAGGUUACUGUUGGUGGCCGGACAUGCGUUUUAGGACUAAGCUCGCGUCCUUGGCUUGGAUAUGCCAACCCUAUCACAAGCAGUUUCGAGAUAACCCCAUUAAGCUACGUUGAUCUUGAAUGGGGCUGGAACUUCAGCAGUGAACAGUGCGAAGACGGUGUUGUCGGCAUCCAAGGGCAGUCUUUGAGGAUUUUCUCGAUAGACCGCCUGGGCGAGACCCUGCUUCAAAGUUCGAUUCCCCUAACAUAUACGCCGAAGAAAUUCGUCAAGCACCCAGAUGAGCCCCUAUUUUACACGAUAGAAGCAGAUAAUCACACACUGCCCCCAGAUCUGCAGGCAAAGCUUUUGGCAGACCCUGCCGCCGUUAAUGGCGACGCCAAGGUACUACCACCUGAAGAUUUUGGCCACCCUAGAGGCAACCGUCGCUGGGCAUCUUGUAUUAGCGUGGUCGACCCAGUGUCGGAAGAACCGAGCGUGCUGCAAAGGGUCGAUUUCGAGAAUAACGAGGCUGCUGUCAGUGUCGCUGUGGUCAGCUUUGCAAGCCAGGACAACGAAAGCUUCCUGGUUGUAGGCACGGGAAAGGAUAUUGUUCUCAAUCCGCGAAGCUCAUCAGAGGCGUACAUUUACAUUUAUCGCUUUCAACAAGGUGGCCGAGAACUCGAAUUCAUUCACAAGACCAAGAUUGAAGAACCGGCGACGGCUUUGUUACCCUUCCAGGGCAAACUUUUGGCAGGUAUUGGCAAGACACUUCGCAUGUACGACUUGGGUAUGCGCCAGCUGCUUCGCAAGGCCCAGGCGGAAGUGGUGCCUCAGCAGAUUGUGUCGCUUAAUACGCAAGGAAGCCGCAUUGUCGUAAGCGAUGUUCAGCAGGGCGUGACACUUGUCGUCUACAAGAGCGCUUCGAACAAGCUUAUUCCGUUUGUCGAUGACAGUAUCGCACGGUGGAGCACAUGCACGACCAUGGUUGACUACGAAUCAGUCGCAGGCGGCGACAAGUUUGGCAACAUGUUUAUUGUUCGCAGUCCUGCCAAGGCCAGCGAAGAGGCGGAUGAAGAUGCGGCUGGGUUGCAUCUAGUCAAUGCUCGUGACUACCUGCACGGUACGCAGCAUCGUCUAGAGCUGAUGUGCCAUUUCUUCACACAAGAUAUCCUGACUAGCAUCAACAAGACCGGUUUGGUUGUCGGAGGGCAAGAUGUCUUACUUUGGAGCGGUAUCAUGGGAACCAUUGGUGUCUUUAUCCCCUUUGUCAGUCGCGAAGAUACCGAUUUUUUCCAAAGCUUGGAACAACACCUCCGUACAGAAGAUGGACCUCUUGCUGGGCGGGAUCACCUCAUGUACCGGAGCUACUAUGCGCCAGUCAAGGGUGUGAUUGAUGGAGAUUUGUGCGAACGAUUCUCCAUUUUGCCGAAUGACAAGAAGCAGAUGAUUGCUGGAGAACUAGAUCGCUCCGUCCGCGAGAUUGAGCGAAAGAUUUCUGAUAUCCGCGCGAGAUCGGCCUUUUGA
Molecule: messenger RNA, 3621 nt
Organism: Cordyceps militaris CM01
Lineage: Eukaryota; Fungi; Ascomycota; Sordariomycetes; Hypocreales; Cordycipitaceae
Product: pre-mRNA splicing factor RSE1
Exons: 3
Coding region: 1-3621 (1206 amino acids)
Biological process (GO): mRNA splicing, via spliceosome
Cellular component (GO): nucleus; U2 snRNP
Molecular function (GO): U2 snRNA binding; protein binding
Source: RefSeq, a predicted model, not a curated record